AUGUCUUGUCUCAAUCGGGAUGGGUUGAAUGACUUUCAAUUUGCUCCAUUGAUUCUAUCAGUUUCUCAGGAUAUUUCUAGCCCGUUAACAAAGACAUAUACCUUGGGAGGAUUUACAAAAUGUCACUGGUCUUUAUCUCGGUCCUCUUUUUUUGAUUAUACACCGACUCUUAUUCUCUACAGACAGACAAACAUCCAUCUGUUCUCGUGUUUAACUUUAUUUAAACAAACAGGCCAAGAAGGCGUGCCGCAGCAAGCAAUGGAAUACAGUAGGGGUCGAUUGCACCAGGCGUGGACCAAUGGAUGUUCAAAAGGAAUAACAUAG
Messenger RNA from Phycomyces blakesleeanus NRRL 1555(-), 324 nucleotides. RefSeq lists its product as hypothetical. NCBI's taxonomy places the organism in Eukaryota, Fungi, Mucoromycota, Mucoromycetes, Mucorales, Phycomycetaceae. The coding region runs from base 1 to 324 and encodes 107 amino acids. The record is from RefSeq and is a predicted model, not a curated record. The transcript has 5 exons.